Messenger RNA from Spea bombifrons (plains spadefoot toad), 2060 nucleotides. It is a transcript of the gene ARSB, whose product is annotated as arylsulfatase B. NCBI's taxonomy places the organism in Eukaryota, Metazoa, Chordata, Amphibia, Anura, Pelobatidae. The record is from RefSeq and is a predicted model, not a curated record. The transcript is spliced from 8 exons. The coding region runs from base 102 to 1682 and encodes 526 amino acids.
CGGGCGGGAAGCGGGAGGGGAGGGACGGUGCCGAGAUCAGCAGCAUGCAGUUCCUGAGCGAACUUCUUCAGACGUUAUCAGGGUGAUCAUCCCGGGCUGAUAUGGCGAAGGGGCGAGAUCUGCACAUGGCAGGGGCACGGGGCGCGCUGCUCCGCUGGGUCUGGCUAAUGCUCUGCCUCCCCGGGACCAGCUCCGGCAGCCGUGUCCCCCCUAACAUCGUGUUUGUCCUGGCCGAUGACUUGGGCUGGAAUGAUGUCGGAUUCCACGGUUCCGAGAUCCGGACCCCCUAUCUGGACUCUCUGUCGGCGCAGGGGGUGCGGCUGGACGGGUAUUACACGCAGCCCCUCUGUACCCCAUCCCGCAGCCAGCUGAUGAGCGGCAGAUACCAGAUUCACACUGGACUACAGCAUCAGAUCAUAUGGCCGUGUCAACCUCACUGUUUACCCCUUGAUGAGAAACUGCUACCCGAAUUGUUGAAAGAGACGGGGUAUAUGACACACAUGGUGGGAAAAUGGCACCUGGGCAUAUAUAAAAAGGAAUGUUUACCAACACGCAGGGGAUUUGACACUUAUUUUGGAUAUUGGUUGGGUGGUGAAGACUACUAUACUCAUGAAAGAUGUUAUGAAAACAAAGCAAUGAAUAUAUCGAUUUGUGCUCUUGACUUCCGAGAUGGAGAAGCCCCAGCUACUGAAUAUUUAAAUAAGUAUUCAACGCACGUAUUUACUGAAAGAGCUCAAGCUCUUAUAGCCAAUCAUAAUACUGAAAAGCCCUUCUUUCUGUACCUGGCAUACCAGUCAGUUCAUUCACCCCUGCAAGUUCCCGAAAGCUAUGUGGAACCCUACAGCUUCAUCAAAGACAAAAACAGGCGCCUGUACGCCGGGAUGGUGUGUGCUCUGGAUGAAGCUGUGGGAAAUGUCACAGAAGCUCUGAAAAAGAAAGGAAUGUGGAACAACACAGUUUUUAUAUUUUCGACAGAUAAUGGCGGACAGACAUUGGCGGGAGGAAAUAAUUGGCCUUUAAGAGGAAGAAAGUGGACUCUUUGGGAAGGAGGUAUACGAGGAGUGGGCUUUGUUACAAGUCCUUUGUUAAAACAGAAGGGGAUCACUAGUCAAGAACUCAUCCAUAUUUCAGACUGGCUCCCUACCUUGGUGCAUCUUGCUGGAGGCUCUACCAAUAGUACCAAGCCAUUAGAUGGCUUUGAUGUAUGGAAAACUAUCAGUGAAGGAAGCCCGUCCCCCAGAGUUGAACUGCUUCAUAACAUAGAUCCUCUGUAUGAAGAUGCUUUUCCGUGCAGUACAAGUAAUGAAACAAGAAAGUCAUUAUCCAGUGGAACGCCUCUUCGAUGGGGAGAUAGAGUAUUUAAUGUGUCUGUCCAUGCUGCAAUACGACACGGCGAGUGGAAACUACUGACUGGCUUUCCUGGUUGUAGUCAUUGGUUUCCUCCACCCACGAUCGGCUCUGAUAUCCCAGCUCCUGACUCUGCAAACAAAACCUUUUGGCUGUUUAAUAUCGCCCAUGAUCCUGAAGAGAGGAACGAUUUGUCAGAAAAGUACCCUCACAUAGUGAAGAAGCUCCUCUGCCGUCUUGAAUACUAUAACAAUGGUUCUGUGCCAAUCUAUUACCCAGCUGAUGACCCAAGAUGUGAUCCAGGGCCAUCCGGAGUAUGGGGUCCCUGGGAGUAAAAUUACAUUACAAGUUGAUGUUCCAGGUUAAGAUUUGCUAUGUUUAAUGUUUUUAAUUAAAUUUGAUUAGAUAUAAUUUCCAUUCAUUAGGGCUAUGGAUGAUUUCUAAAAGAAGGGGUUAUGCAGUAUUCUUAGGGCUAGGCAGCUCCAAUGGAACCUAGAGGUUUGGGGGACAACUAUUCAUCUGUCACAGAUAUUACGGGGUUUCACCAGCCAACACACUAUCUCAUUUUGCUUUCAUUUAGCAAUGAAGUGAGAAGUCCCCAUUAAUGCAUAUGACACACGUGACAAUUUGUUUUUGGGGCUAGGUGCUUUAGGCUUAUUUUUUUACAACAUUACAAUUUGAACCAAAUAAGAUUGGCAUCCCAUACAUACAAA